Molecule: messenger RNA, 2097 nt
Organism: Punica granatum (pomegranate)
Lineage: Eukaryota; Viridiplantae; Streptophyta; Magnoliopsida; Myrtales; Lythraceae
Source: RefSeq, a predicted model, not a curated record
AUCCUAGCAGUCCAAUUUUAUCUGAAGAUGAUGAUGAUGCUCCCACGGUCUUCUCUCGGUUGAACUUCUUCUUCGUCCUCCUCCUUCAGGUCUUCCUUCCAACCGCUUCAUCACCCAACCGCUUCCUUCCUCCUCGUCUCUGUUGAAAUCAUGAUCCUCAGCGUUUGAGGAGAAGAGAGAUGAUGACGGCAGACUCCAAGUCCCUCCGCUUCAUCACCCACCAGUCCUUCUUCUCCGCCGUCCGAUCCGGCGACCUCCCCUCCGUCCAGAGGCUCCUCGGCAGGGCUGCCGCCGCGGAGAAGGAGGAGGAUGAGCUCGACGACCCUGAACGGCAGCACCCUCCUAUGCUUGAUGGGUCUGCUGUUUCCGAUCUGAUGGCCGUGCAGAACGACGCCGGUCAGACCCCACUUUAUGUAGCCGCGGAGAAUAACCUGGAGCAAGUCUUCAGCUACUUGUUGAGGUUCUGCGAUGUCAGCACCGUCAAGAUCCGGUCCAAGUCCGACAAGGACGCCUUCCACGUCGCCGCCGUCCGCGGCCACCUGAGAAUUGUGAAGGAGCUGUUGGCCCUUUGGCCUGAGCUCUGCAAAUCAUGUGACUCUACGAACACGAGCCCACUGUAUUCAGCUGCUGCUAAAGACCACUUGGAUGUAGUUAAUGCUAUCCUGGAUACUGAUCUCAGCUCAAUAAGGAUUGUGAGGAAGAAUGGGAAAACUGCUCUGCAUACAGUUGCAAGAUAUGGAAAUCUUCCAAUAGUAAAGGCUCUUAUAGAACGGGACCGGGGAAUUGUCCCAAUCAAAGACAAAAAGGGCCAAACUGCCCUCCACAUGGCUGUUAAAGGACAUAACCCUGCUAUAGUGGAGGAAAUUUUGGACGCAGACCACUCGAUUCUCAAUGAACGUGACAAGAAAGGCAACACUGCUGUGCACAUAGCAACGAGGAAAUGCCGUGCUGAGAACGUGCGCCUUCUGCUGAGCUACACAUCUCUUGAUGUCAAUGCCAUCAACAACCAACGUGAAACGGCCAUGGACCUCGCAGACAAGCUUCAGUAUGGAGAAUCAGCCCUGGACAUAAAGGAAGCCCUAACAGAAGCAGGAGCCAAGCACGCGAGGUAUGUGGGCCAAUUGGAUGAGGCAAUGGAACUCAAGAGGACCGUGAGUGAUAUAAAGCAUGAGGUCCACUCACAGCUCAUCCAGAACGAGAAGACUAACAGGCGGGUCUCAGGAAUUGCUAAAGAACUAAGGAAGCUCCACCGGGAAGCUGUUCAGAAUACGACCAACUCAAUCACAGUUGUUGCUGUUCUAUUUGCCUCGAUUGCAUUCUUGGCCAUUUUCAACCUUCCGGGACAAUAUCUUGAGGUAGGAUCCAAGGCAGGAGAGGCCAACAUAGCCCAUGAAGUUGGGUUUCGUGUUUUCUGUCUCUUAAACGCUACAUCCCUUUUCAUAUCCCUAGCAGUUGUGGUGGUUCAGAUCACUUUGGUUGCUUGGGACACGAAGGCCCAGAAGCAGGUGGUCUCGGUUGUGAACAAGCUUAUGUGGGCUGCCUGCACCUGCACCUGUGGGGCCUUCCUCGCAAUAGCCUUCGUGGUCGUGGGGGCUCACAGCUCAUGGAUGGCCACCACAAUAACCCUAAUGGGGGUCCCGAUCCUUGUGGGAACCCUCGCAAGCAUGUGCUACUUUGUCUUCAGGCAGCGCUUCGGUUUCUUUCGAAGCGACUCACAAAGACGCAUCAGGAGGGCCACCGGGAGCAAGUCCUUCUCAUGGUCCUACUCGGCGAAUAUAUCCGAUAUUGAUGACUAUAACUCCGACCACGAGAAGAUCUAUGCCCUGUAAAUAGAGAAUCCGAUAUAGCUCUGCAGUUACUAGUUUGGAGAGUUCAUUGGCUAUGGUUUGCGUAAUGAUGUAAGGUUGGUCUUGGCUCGUGCUGGUGAGGGUUGUGAAGUCUCUUCGUCGUUUGUUGUAUGUGCGAGGAACUCCACGUCACUCUGUUGUAGAUAAAUGUAAUGUAACUGUAAUGGUGUCUGCAGAUAGAUUUUGAAUAUGCAGACGGUGUAUGGCAAAAGUUGCUUGUAUACUAAGAUUGGCUCUUAUCUCAUGUGUA